AUGACGUCCACGGAUAAAGCAUACCUGGAACUUCAUAAAUUAAUUGAACCACAAGACGCAGAAGGACAAUUAACGCUGGGAGUUUGUACUCUUUUCGGAUAUACUGGAAUAAAACGUAAUCGACGCAAUGGGUUUCAUUGGAUCAUCAGGUCAGCUUCACAGAAAAAUCCGACAGCAUUUUUCUUCCUAUGGAACUGCCAUUUUCGCGGACACGGCACAAACGUCGAUAUUCACGAGGCAAUACGGUGUUCUCGUUAUGCAAUAAAGAAUCAUGCUGUGUGGGCUAAAGGGUUGACAACAAAAAUAUUCUUGGCAAACAACUUUGUUUGA
Messenger RNA from Ambispora gerdemannii, 330 nucleotides. NCBI's taxonomy places the organism in Eukaryota, Fungi, Glomeromycota, Glomeromycetes, Archaeosporales, Ambisporaceae. The record is from the annotation of a GenBank genome assembly.